Molecule: messenger RNA, 2214 nt
Organism: Volvox carteri f. nagariensis
Lineage: Eukaryota; Viridiplantae; Chlorophyta; Chlorophyceae; Chlamydomonadales; Volvocaceae
Exons: 8
Coding region: 47-1537 (496 amino acids)
Cellular component (GO): mitochondrion
Molecular function (GO): metal ion binding
Source: RefSeq, a predicted model, not a curated record
CCCUGAACGGGCCCUUUCCACAGUUUACCUCGUAGACGGGGCUAAGAUGAGGUCUUUGAAGCAAAUUCUCCGUCUUCAGAAGGAUGCCGGCGCCCUAGCGCUGCGCGCCUUUGGAACUGCUGCUAAGGACGUCAUUGCUACAGACGGCAAUCCAUUCCUGCGCUUCAGCAACCCUCGGCCUAGUCCCAUCGACCAUACGCCCCUACUUAGCACGCUUCCGGAGACCCGGAUAACCACUUUGCCAAACGGGCUGCGAGUGGCUACGGAGUCGAUCCCUUUCGCGGAGACAACCACUUUGGGUAUCUGGAUCAACUCCGGCAGCCGCUUCGAAAAUGAUGCCAACAAUGGCGUGGCUCAUUUUCUUGAGCACAUCCUGUUUAAGGGUACCAAGAAGCGGACCGUGAAGGACCUCGAGGUGGAGGUGGAGAACAUGGGCGGUCAGCUGAACGCAUACACAGGCCGUGAGCAGACGUGUUACUAUGCCAAAGUCAUGGCGAAGGAUGUGGGAAAGGCUGUCGACAUACUGUCCGACAUCCUUCUCAACUCCAACCUGGAUGCGCGCGCCAUCGACCGGGAGCGCGACGUCAUUCUGCGGGAAAUGGAGGAGGUGAACAAGCAGUCCUCAGAACUGGUGUUCGACCACCUGCACGCCACAGCUUUCCAGUACAGCCCCUUGGGCCGCACUAUUCUGGGCCCCGUGGAGAAUAUUAAGUCCAUUACCCGCGACCAGCUCGUGGAGUACAUGAAGACGCAUUACCGUGGGCCGCGCAUGGUUCUGGCUGCUGCUGGCGCUGUGAAUCAUGAUGAGCUCGUGAAGCUGGCCUCGGAUGCGUUCGGUGCCAUCCCCGAUGAGGACCCUACCACGUCGGUUCGGUCACUGCUCGCGAAGGAACCUUACCGCUUCACGGGCUCGUACGUGCACGACCGCUGGCCGGACGCGACAGACUGCUGCAUGGCCGUGGCGUUCAAGGGGGCUUCGUGGACGGACCCUGAUUCCAUUCCACUGAUGAUCAUGCAAACAAUGCUAGGCGCCUGGGACAAGAAUUCUACUGUUGGCAAGCACAGCAGCAGCAUGCUCGUCCAGACGGUAGCAUCAGAGGGUUUGGCGGAUGCAUUCAUGGCUUUUAAUACAAACUACCAUGACACGGGACUGUUCGGCGUGUACGGUGUGACUGACCGCGACCGGUGCGAGGAUUUCGCGUACUCAAUCAUGUCGCACCUUACCAAGAUGUGCUUUGACGUGCGGGAGGCGGAUGUGGUGCGCGCCAAGAACCAGCUCAAAGCCAGCCUCAUGUUCUUCCAGGAUUCGACUAACCAUGUGGCGGAAUCCAUUGGCCGUGAGCUGCUCGUGUACGGCCGCCGCAUCCCCAAGGCCGAGAUGUUCGCCCGUAUUGAUGCUGUAGACGCCAAUACCAUUCGGGCCGUGGCGGACCGCUUCAUUUACGACCAGGACAUGGCGGUAGCGUCCGUUGGAGACGUGCAGUUCAUGCCAGACUAUAAUUGGUUCCGCCGCCGGUCUUACUGGCUGCGCUAUUAAAUAAUACAGGUUUCAUGGCCCCCAUGGCGAAAGUCGAGAGCGUUGCAGCAGAUAGCUGUUGCAGUCUCAGUGGGAGUGGAUAUCCGCUGUUGUCUAGUGGUUGCGUGAUGAGAGGCUGCAGGACCUGCAGGACAGGUGCGUUCCAGUUGCGCCGGGACCGUCUAUGUGACGUUGGGGCGAGGCAGCUACGAUAGCUAAGUGAUGGGCAGCUACACAAGGGGGUGUUGCCGCCUCGUAUUGGAGAUCGUCCUUCGAGCUUAACAACCAUGGGUGGGAAGGUGGCACUGACUGCAGACCGACUGCUGCACCGGGGAGAGCAGGUUGCAAGGGUAACGUGGGUUGUCGGACAAAGGUUUUUAUGGUUGGGGCAAAGCAAAGACUGGGACGCGUGUUGAGACAUGAUGUCGGCAAGUAUGAAUACGAGUGUGUUAAUACCAGCUCCCCUGAAGGCCUACACCGGCUUAUGCGGAGGUAGAUGCAACAACUCGGCCUGUAUGGAGUUCAGCUCAGCACGCAAUUGGGAUAGAGUAGGAGGACUAUUCAGCAGUCCAGUCUAUUUAGUCUGUUCAGCAGUCCCUUUGGGGGAGGUAGAGGAAAUAGCGAGGCUUACACUGCAGAAGGCAGCCCGCAAGAUGAGCACGUACCGGGUGUGUAGGGGACUGUAAGUCUGCACAAUC